AUGUCUCUCUUGGAUUGUUUCUGCACUUCACGAACACAAGUUGAAUCACUCCGACCUGAAAAACAGUCUGAAACCAGCACCCAUCAAAACUCGGUUGAUGAGCCAACCCUUUCCUUGUUGCCUCCAUCCACUAGAGCCAGUGAAGUGAUCUGUUCCACCAACGUUUCUCACUAUGAACUCCAAGUGGAAAUAGAAAGAGGAUUUGACAACUUGAUGUCUGUCCAUCUUGCACGGCAUACUCCUACAGGAACACUGGUCACUGUAAAAAUUACAAAUCUAGAAAACUGCACUGAAGAAUGCCUGAAAGCUUUACAGAAAGCAGUGAUUCUAUCCCUUUUCCGGCAUCCCAAUAUUACAACUUGCUGGACUGUUUUCACUGUUGGCAGCUUACUUUGGGUUAUUUCUCCUUUUAUGGCCUAUGGUUCAGCAAGUCAACUCUUGAGGACUUACUUUCCUGAAGGAAUGAGUGAAACUUUAAUAAGAAACAUUCUCUUUGGAGCAGUGAGAGGGUUGAACUGUCUGCAUCAAAAUGGCUGUAUUCACAGGAGUAUUAAAGCCAGCCAUAUCCUCAUUCCUGGUGAUGGCCUAGUGACCCUCUCUGGCCUGUCCCAUCUGCAUAGUUUGGUUAAGCACGGACAGAUGCAUAGGGCUGGGUAUGAUUUCCCACAGUUCAGCAUAUCAGUGCAGCUGUGGCUGAGUCCAGAACUACUGAGACAGGAUUUACAUAGAUAUAAUGUAAAGUCAGAUAUUUACAGCGUUGGGAUUACAGCAUGUGAAGUGGCCAGUGGGCAGGUACCUUUCCAGGACAUGCACAGGACUCAGAUGUUGUUACAGAAACUGAAAGGUCCUCCUUAUAGCCCAUUGGAUAUCAGUAUUUUCCCUCAGUCAGAACCCAGAAUGAAAAAUUCCCGAUCAGGUGUAGACUCUGGGAUUGAAGAAAGUGUACAUGUCUCCAGUGGAACUCGCACAGUAAACAGUGACAGAUUGCAAACACCGCCCUCAAAAACAUUCUCUCCUGCCUUCCUUAGCUUGGUACAGCUCUGUCAGCAAGAUCCUGGGAAAAGGCCAUCAGCAAGCAGUUUAUUAUCCCAUGUUUUCUUCAGACAGACGAAGGAAGAAAGCCAGAGUUCAAUACUUUCACUGUUGCCUCCUGCUUGUCACAGGCCAUCAACAGCACCACCUCCAGUGUCACCUUGGAAUGAGCCAGAAUGGGAUUUUCCUGAUGAAAAAUAUUCAAACUGGGAAUUCUAGGGCUGCCAAACCCUUUUAUGUCCUAUAUACUUGACACUUUCUCCCUGCUGCUUUUUCUUCUGUAUUGCUAGGUACAAAUACUAGAAUUAUACUUGAAAAUACAGUUGGUGCACUGGAGAAUCUGUCAUUUAAAACCACUCUGUUCAAAGGAGCAUGAGGUUAUAGCCUGUUUGGUUAGCUCAGAGUGCUAUUAUAACUCCAGGGAAACUUUGGAAUUAUUAAUCUAACUACAUUUAGCGUCAUCUGUUCUCAAAAUUUUUUCCCAAGCUGUGACUAACUCUUCUUUUUGAUCUCU
This is a messenger RNA of Kogia breviceps (pygmy sperm whale), 1546 nucleotides long. NCBI's taxonomy places the organism in Eukaryota, Metazoa, Chordata, Mammalia, Artiodactyla, Physeteridae. The record is from RefSeq and is a predicted model, not a curated record.